AUGGGAGUUAAUGGAGGUGGGUGUGAAAAAGAGGAGGGAGGCUCAAGAGAUAGGAAUGGAGUAGGUAGUCUAGUUGACGCGGAUCUUAGGGAGUGUGUGAUAGAGGUGAAGAGGAUCAGUGAUAGGAUGAUCUUUAUUAAGCUAGUUGUAGGCAGGAUUUUUGUGAACAUUGUUAGUGCGUAUGCACCCCAUGUGGGUUUGGAUGAAGAAGUCAAAAGGCUCUUUUGGGAGAAUUUGAAUGCAGUAGUAAGAGGUAUACAUAGUACUGAAAAGAUUUUCAUUGGUGAAGAUUUCAAUGGUCAUAUCAUUACAACUUCAAAUGGUUUUGACGAUGUCCAUGAAGACUUUGGUUUUGAGGAAAGGAAUGGAGGCGGGGUUUCUCUCUUGGAGUUUGCCAAAGCUUUUGAGUUGGUUAUUGCUAAUUCGUAUUUUUUAAAGAGGGAUAAUCAAUUGGUCACCUUUAGUAGUACAAUAGCUAGGACUCAGAUUGACUACUUACUCCUCCAAAAGGGUGAUAGAGGCCUUUGUAAGGAUUGCAAGUUGGUUGUAUUAGAAAAGCAGUUACCGAGGUUCUUUGGGUAUCGAGAGGAAUCUUUGGUGGUCGUUAAGGAGAUUGGUGGUGGAAUGGAGAAGUACAAAGCAAAGUGA
Messenger RNA from Solanum dulcamara, 648 nucleotides. RefSeq lists its product as uncharacterized. Gene Ontology annotation, cellular component: nucleus. The transcript has 3 exons. NCBI's taxonomy places the organism in Eukaryota, Viridiplantae, Streptophyta, Magnoliopsida, Solanales, Solanaceae. Gene Ontology annotation, biological process: chromatin remodeling. The coding region runs from base 1 to 648 and encodes 215 amino acids. The record is from RefSeq and is a predicted model, not a curated record.